AUGGCCCUCAUGGGGGCUAUUGGCCUCGGUGUCUACUUCGCCAAACCUGCGCCUAGUCGGUCAUUCCCAGUGUAUUUCCAAGAUGGGGAGGUUGUUUACCCCCAGUUUGCCUAUCCAUUACGGAGGGAAAUUGUCCCUAUAUGGUUGGCUGCUCUGCUGGCGUUCAUUAUACCUUUCGUUUUCUUCACGUUAUUCCAAAUCAGAAGAAGAAGUCUGGACGACUGGUUAACAACAAAUCUAGGCCUUCUGAGAAGUCUAAUUACUGCAGCUGUAUUCCAAGUGUUUAUCAAAUGGUUGAUUGGUGGUCUUCGUCCCCACUUUUACGCCGUUUGUCAGCCGAAUGUUCAGCAGGGGUCUGCACCUUCAGGCGUUGGUUUCGCUAAUCUCAUGUAUGACCGAAAAAUCUGCACGGGGGACGAAAAGCAGAUCAAUGAUGCUUUGGAGUCGAUGCCGUCUGGUCAUUCCACCGCUGCUUGGGCAGGAUUCUUCUACCUUGCCCUAUAUUUCAACGCCCAGUUGAAGGUCAUGAGUGCACACAACCCAGCCUACUGGAAAAUGAUUUUGUUCUUCGCACCGAUUCUCGGAGCUUGCCUUAUAUCUGGUGCUCUGACUAUUGAUGAAUUCCACAACUGGUACGACGUCGUCGCUGGAGCCAUCAUUGGGACAUGCACAGCACUCGUCGCGUUUCGCCAGACGUUCGCAUCCAUCUUCGACUUCCGCUUCAACCACAUCCUUCUUCCCCGGGCCACCUCUCUUUUCCAUCGUCGCCCGUUCCUACCCACCGCGGGACGCGGCCCAUACUACACCUACCAGCCGAUGCAAGAAUUUGCCUCUUACGACCUUCCCUUUACCCGCGAGGGCGGUUGGGGAUAUGGAGGCGGAGAGCAGUCCGUCGGCGCUCCUGGGGAUGCUACGGUACUGGCAUCCGGCAUGGGGGGUCCCGGCAUCGGUGCCAGUGGAUUGGGAGCAGGCUCGGCCAUGACUGGAACCACUGGCAAUCACAUCGGGCGAGGCGGCUUGGGCCAGAACGAGGCGGGCGCAGGGUUCGGAAAUCAUAACGGCAACACCGACCGCCUCGGUCAUGCUAAUGCCGCUCCAACUGGCCCCACCUCUGGUGGUUUCGGCAAUGCCCAUCCUGCAGCUCAGCAGAUGGUUUAA
Molecule: messenger RNA, 1158 nt
Organism: Psilocybe cubensis
Lineage: Eukaryota; Fungi; Basidiomycota; Agaricomycetes; Agaricales; Agrocybaceae
Product: PA-phosphatase related-family protein
Exons: 4
Coding region: 1-1158 (385 amino acids)
Biological process (GO): phospholipid metabolic process
Molecular function (GO): phosphatidate phosphatase activity
Source: RefSeq, a predicted model, not a curated record